AUGAUGCGGGUGGAUGGGUUCGAGAUCCAGGUGCCUCAUGGGCGAACGAUCAUAGACAGCGGCACGACGUACACAUACCUGAAUCACAACGUGUACAUGGCCCUCAGAUACGCCAUUGAGGAUUACUGUGCGAGGCACGAGGGCUGCGGUGCCUACCAGACGGGCAUAUGUUGGGAGGUCGUUGACGGCACACCUGGACUCGAGCGCUUUCCCGACAUCGAGGUCAUAUUUGAGAGCACGGUGACCAGAUGGGUGCCAAGAGCAUACCUCUAUCGGAAGAGCCUGUCUUCCAAGUAUUGCUACGCCUUUGCCGACGACGGCACCACGCUCAGCACAACGUUGGGUGCCUCGUGGAUGCAGCACCAGGACAUACUGUUCGACAUGGCGCGCAGGAAGGUGGGCAUCGCGCCGGCGGUCUGCCCAGAGUGGCGCACGCGCCCGGCGCACAUUGCCAACAUCUCCGUGGGCGGCACGGACGCCCCCACGCCGUCACCGUCACCGGGGACCGCCGACGCGGUCGCCCCGCCGACGCCGCCUGCCCCCGCGGCGCCGACGAGCUCCGCCUCCUCCCCCCCUCCUUCCCCCUCCCCCCCCUCCCCCUCCUCGGGGAGCAAGUAA
Prorocentrum cordatum is the source of this 618-nucleotide messenger RNA. The record is from the annotation of a GenBank genome assembly. NCBI's taxonomy places the organism in Eukaryota, Dinophyceae, Prorocentrales, Prorocentraceae.